This is a messenger RNA of Rotaria sordida, 1026 nucleotides long. NCBI's taxonomy places the organism in Eukaryota, Metazoa, Rotifera, Eurotatoria, Philodinida, Philodinidae. The record is from the annotation of a GenBank genome assembly.
AUGAAAUCUGAAGAUCUUCGAAGAGUGGUACUGCAAAUGACCGAUGAUGGAAUGUCAUCGUGUCAAAUUGCUAAACAAUUACGAAAGGUGGUUAGUGAUCGUACAGUUAGAUGGUGGCAACAUUUAUAUAAAACAACAGGCAUAAAUGACUUCAAAAUACCAACUGGUAGACCUCGAAUUAUACGAACAAAACAUCUUAUACGAAAGGUGAAACAAAGGUUUACUUAUAAAGGUCGACGAAGUGCAAGACAAUUAUCAAAAUCGCUUGGGGUUUCCAGGGGAACAAUGGGUCGCAUAAUUCGAGAAGAUCUUCCUUUACAUACUUAUCCUGUUACAACCCAACCAAAUCUCCAGGACUACCACAAACAACGAAGAAUAUCAUUUACAUACUGGGUACGAAAAUCGUUAAGAAAAAAAGAUCAUCGUAAAAUUUUAUUUACUGAUGAAAAAUAUUUUGGAUUGAACGGUAUAUUUAAUCGUCAAAAUGACCGUGUUUAUGCUCCAAGUCGACAGGAAGCAGAUGAACAUGGGGGAAUAAAACCAAUAUCAAAAUUUCCAAAAAGAAUUAUGGUAUUGUUAGGUACAUGUAAAAACGGUCUUACAACUCCAAUUAUAUUUGAACCUGGUGAAACAUUAACACAUUCAAAUUAUAUUGAAGUUGUUCUUCCGCAUGCAUUAGCUGAAGGUCGACAUCUAUUAGGUGAUGAUUUCAUUUAUCAACAAGACAAUGCAACGCCACACACGCAUAAAAAUUCAUUAGCAUGGAUCAAGAACAAAUUCACCAGAUUCAUCGAUGAAAAUAAAUGGUCACCUAAUAGUCCGGAUCUCAACAUUUUGAAUUAUUAUGUAUGGGACGCUAUCGGCCACAAUAUGCACUGGGAGAAAGUCAAAAAUUAUAAUUCUUUAAUUGAAGAAAUAAAACAAGGUAUUAGUCGUGUACCAAAAACUGGUGUAGUUCGCAAUGUGAAAAACUGGUCAAGUAGAAUUUUGUCAAUUUUAAAAACAAAAGGUGCUUAUGUUAAAUAA